This is a messenger RNA of Caenorhabditis auriculariae, 309 nucleotides long. NCBI's taxonomy places the organism in Eukaryota, Metazoa, Nematoda, Chromadorea, Rhabditida, Rhabditidae. The record is from the annotation of a GenBank genome assembly.
AUGUCGUACUGGUUUAGAAGUCGUUGCCGAAGCGGCGAAACCAACCGUUCGAGAACGCUUCUGACCCUCCCCUUUGCCACGGCGGCCUUGUCCAACGGCAGCCAGCGCCCACGUUCUUCUUACCGCCUUGGCCUAGCCAACCGCCGCGGAUUUCUUCCCUUUCCUUUUCCAAGUUUCUUCCUUGCUGUCUCCGAACGCCAUGCCCCUUGCGCUUAUUGUGGGAACCAACUGAUUUCGCGAUUUCCCUUCAAAUGUUCACAAGUCUUAUCGCUUUUGUUCGCAGGAAGGCGAGGCCGGAAGAACGCCUAG